Messenger RNA from Mizuhopecten yessoensis (Yesso scallop), 1353 nucleotides. RefSeq names its product galactoside 2-alpha-L-fucosyltransferase 2-like. Gene Ontology annotation, cellular component: membrane. NCBI's taxonomy places the organism in Eukaryota, Metazoa, Mollusca, Bivalvia, Pectinida, Pectinidae. The record is from RefSeq and is a predicted model, not a curated record. Bases 132 to 1214 code for a protein of 360 amino acids. Gene Ontology annotation, molecular function: galactoside 2-alpha-L-fucosyltransferase activity. Gene Ontology annotation, biological process: carbohydrate metabolic process. The transcript has a single exon.
GGUGAAUUCCUAUAAAAAAAAAUGUAUAAAUGGAUAUGGAAUUUAAAAUAUAGCGAAUUCAUCAACGAAUUCAGUGCUGUAUUUCAAUCCCUGGCGAUGCUGUAUUCAAAUCAGGAUUAAUUAUAUCUACUAUGAAGGUAAAACGACAGUGUUCUCUUCGGAUUCGGAAGCUGGCAAGAUGUUUUCUGUUGACAUGUGUACUGCUAGCUGUGGCUGUAAACAUCACCAUAGUCAGGGCAAUGUUUUAUGAAAACUGGGGAUAUAUGUCAUUCUUCAGCAAAACAAGGAGACAAGAUAAUAAACAUUCUUCAUUAAAUCUGCAGCCAAAAAUUCAGAUCACAACAACACACAUUGCAUCAGUUGAGUCUCCUAAAUGCAUGUUUUACGAGUCUAGUACGUAUACAUCAGAAACUUUCCGCGAUUCUCAUUUCAUGACAGUGAGUUUGAACGGUCGCCUUGGUAACCAAAUGUUUAAAUAUGCCUCUUUACUUGGACUUGCUGCCCAACAUGGAUAUACACCAUUCUUACGAAGAAAAUCUCUACUUUUUUCUGUCUUCGAAUCUCAGAGAUAUUUUCAUCAAGUUUCUAUGACAAAUGACGUUUCAUUCGGUGAACAUCAUGCAGGGAUAUAUGACUGUAGGAUUCACAACUUCACUCAUUCCAAAAACAUAACACUGCAUGGAUACUUUCAGUCUUGGAAAUAUUUUCACCAUAUCAGUGCGCAAGUCCGGAAGUUGUUUCGGUUUACUGGCGAUAUUGUAAGGAGAGCUAAACUGGCUAUAGAUAAAUUCCAUCCUGGUAAUAGAACACUGAUAGGCGUGCACGUGCGACGAGGUGAUAUGAACACUCGGCGUGAAUUGCAACGUGGCUACAAUGUAGCGGACCUUAAAUACUUCCAAAAGUCGUUUGAGUACUUCCGGUAUAAAUUCGAAAACGCCAUGUUUAUUGUUGUAAGUGAUUCAAUCAGUUGGGUGAAAACAAAUCUUGCUGCCAAAGAUGUCGUCUUUAGUGAAACCGGCAUUGCGUAUUUGGACAUGGCCAUACUUGCCCAGUGCAAGCACAGUAUUAUUACUUCCGGAACAUUUGGAUGGUGGGGUGCAUACUUAGCAGGGGGAUCAACCGUGUAUUUCAGGGAUUUUCCCAAGCCAAAAACGUGGCUAGCCGGGCAAUAUAACAAAAUGGAUUACUAUCCUCCUCAUUGGAUUCCUAUGUGAUUAUAUUAGGAGCAAUGAAAUUAAUAAAUUCUCAUCUCUAUAGUAUAACAACAUGAUUUAACACGUACUUGUCUAGGAUGAUUCGAAUCUAGUCAAAACAAUAUAUGUUAACAUAAAUUAAAAAAAUGUUCAUUUUUUA